GAAGGGAAGGGGUGGAGCCCCGAUUGUAGUUCCUUACGAAAUCAUGGCGGCGCCCACAGCACCACCCGGAAGCUCUGCAGGCUAGGUCGGAAGUGGCGCGCAGCAGGCGGGGCGGGCAUCAUGGCCGACGAGGAGGAGGACGCGCCGUUCGAGGAAGACGCGGAGGAGGCGGGUGGAGGCCUGGACGGCGGGCAGGGCAAGCGCAAACGCCUCUUCUCCAAGGAGCUGCGCUGCAUGAUGUACGGCUUCGGGGACGACCAGAACCCCUACACCGAGGCCGUGGACAUCCUGGAGGACCUGGUCAUCGAGUUCAUCACCGAGAUGACUCACAAGGCCAUGUCAAUCGGGCGGCAGGGUCGUGUUCAAGUUGAAGACAUCGUCUUUUUGAUCCGCAAGGACCCACGGAAGUUUGCCAGAGUUAAAGAUCUCUUGACAAUGAAUGAAGAACUCAAACGGGCCAGGAAGGCUUUUGAUGAAGCCAACUAUGGAUCUUGAUGCCUUGCCUUUGUGUGGUGCAAAGAUGGUAUUCUGGUUCUCAUUAGCACAGAUGCUUUUAGAUCUCAGAUCCCACAAGUGGAUUUCAAAAGAGUGGGUGGAAAAAUUUUGUCUGGACAUGUUUGACCAAAUGUACUGUAUACCUCUCCAAGUACAAACUACUAGGAGUUUUGCUUUUCCAUGUCUCCACCCUGCUGAUGGGUAUUUGAAUAAAAUGUUUUAACACAUCA
Alligator sinensis (Chinese alligator) is the source of this 725-nucleotide messenger RNA. RefSeq names its product TATA-box binding protein associated factor 13 (gene TAF13). Gene Ontology annotation, cellular component: transcription factor TFIID complex. Gene Ontology annotation, molecular function: protein heterodimerization activity. Gene Ontology annotation, biological process: transcription by RNA polymerase II. The coding region runs from base 121 to 495 and encodes 124 amino acids. The record is from RefSeq and is a predicted model, not a curated record. The transcript has 5 exons. Lineage: Eukaryota; Metazoa; Chordata; Crocodylia; Alligatoridae.